ACUUGGGCUGGGCCAGUUAAUCCAUUCAAGUCAAGCCUAUCCCAAUCCAAUAGAUUUUGCAUCCAGUUUGGAACGGCGACAGGUCGACGAUAAACCCCGACCAGAGGUUCUUCACGUUCUUCCAAAUGGAGAAAUCGAAAAUGAGCAACAAGCUCUCUACGUUUAUGGAAUCUGGAAUUUACCGGUUCGAUGAUACGAACGCCGUUUUCAUAGACCCGGUUCGCGUCCUUAACCGUUCGUACAAUCGGUUUAAGGUUUCACCAUCCGCGUACUACUCACGCUUCUUCGAAGAAUCCAAACAAACCGCAAAAGAAUCGUCGAAUUCGAGAAAACGGAAGCGGAAGGAGAAGAAGAAAUCCCAUCCUCUUAACGAAAGAGAGCGAGCCGCUGAUCAGCGUCACCAGGAAUUAAGGCCUUUGUUAGUAAAAGCUCACGAAUCUUUGCUCAGAGCUACCGAUCUUUUAGAGGUUAUGAGCAAUUUGCGAGGUGGUUUAGAUUCUUCGCCAUCAAAAUGCGGAGGCUUAUCUUCACCUAGAGUUCAACAGUCAUUUGUUGAACUCGGACGUGUUUGGCAAGCUCCUCUGUAUGAAAUUACUCUCAAAUUCCAUACGACAAUCAAACAAAACGAAGAUGGAGGUUCUCCAAUCAAGGAAAACUUUGAACAACGAGUUUUCCCCGUAUUUGAUAAUUUAGUUGUUAACGAGACCGGUGAUGAAGUGGAGGCUGAAUUCUUGAACAGUCAAUAUAUAUUACCUCCUGAUAGUGGCUUCUAUAUGUCUGACCUGGGGCAGAUUCACAACCUAAUUCCUGCUGAGUCUGAUUGUGGCUUCAAUCUUAUUGUGGUCGAUCCACCAUGGGAAAAUGGAAGUGCCCGCCAGAAAUCAAGGUACCCAACUUUGCCGAACAGAUAUUUCUUAUCCCUUCCUAUCAAGCAACUUAGUCACAACAAAGGAGCACUUGUAGCUUUAUGGGUAACCAAUAGAGAAAAACUACGUGGCUUUGUUGAAGAAGAGCUAUUUCCUGCAUGGGGAGUUAGAUACAUGGCUACCUUUUAUUGGUUGAAGGUGAAAGCAAAUGGUUCAAUGGUUGGUGAUCUGGACCUCUUUCAUCAUAGACCAUAUGAAUGCAUUCUUUUGGGACAGUGUUAUGGAGAGAAGAAUUCUGAGGACUUGCCGAGAUUUAAAACUUUAAAGAAUAAUCAAAUCAUCAUUAGUGUCCCAGGGGAUUACUCGAGGAAGCCUCCGCUCGGAGAGUUGCUAUUGGAGUAUAUUACUGGAAUUAAUCCUACCCGGUGUAUUGAACUAUUUGCCAGAGAAAUUAUAGCUGGAUGGGUUUCUUGGGGGAAUGAACCCCUUCAUUUCCAGGAGUCACGAUCUUUUACAAGGGGUUAGAUGGAUAUAUGUCGAAGGCCCCUAGUCCCCCUUUUUUAUUUUUUUGGUGCUUUGAUUCUUUUUCCGGAUGUUUCUUAUAGAGGGGACGGAACCAGCAAAUUAUUGCAUUCCACACCUUGUAGAACGAGAAUACUAUUAUGAUGAUUAAUCUAUAGUGUUCCUUGUGGGCACAGCUCCGGUGAAGAUUUGAACCGAGUUCAUGUCUUUUUCAUUUAAGAAAA
Molecule: messenger RNA, 1612 nt
Organism: Ziziphus jujuba (common jujube)
Lineage: Eukaryota; Viridiplantae; Streptophyta; Magnoliopsida; Rosales; Rhamnaceae
Product: methyltransferase-like protein 2
Exons: 8
Coding region: 126-1391 (421 amino acids)
Cellular component (GO): RNA N6-methyladenosine methyltransferase complex; nucleus
Molecular function (GO): methyltransferase activity
Source: RefSeq, a predicted model, not a curated record